AUGCAUUUACACUACGUCCUCUCGAUCCUCGGUUUGACUGCUGUUGCCUUGGCGCAGACAGAGUCUACCCCUUAUGAUGCCCCCUGCGGAAGCUACAAGACGUGCCUUGCCAACUGCCCCAACGAAGACUUCUUUCCCCUGGCGGAUGAGUGCGAUACGGACGAUGAUGGAAAGCCGUUCUGCUAUGUCAACUUCUGUAUGCGUUUCGCGACAGGAACAACCUUAGGGCUAUUGGCUUCUGUGCAGGCCAGUUCUGCUCUCGCGGCCCAGAAUAAUCAUAAACGUUUUGCCUCUCCUCCUUCCCCUGAACCGAUUGUCGUUACGGAACUUCCCCUGCCACCUGUUACCCCGAAUGAGAAAAACGGCUCCUGUACGCUCGCCAUCAAUCCCCGUCGGACAGGAUGCAUGUUACAGUCUUCCCAGGUCCUGGGUGGUAAUUUCCUGCCCGACAAUGAUCAUGUCACCGUCAGUGUGACCUUUGCGGGGGCUCCUACCAGCAUCUAUAACGGCACUCAACUGGUCAUUGUCAAGACGGACAACACGACUUUCCCCAAUGGCGAUCCGUGGAAGUGCAUUACCUGCGGUGUUCCUGAAAAGAACAAGGUCGGCAGCACCGAGCUGAGCCCGUAUCCUCAGGCUUUCUAUGAUGGCAAGCGGGUGCUGGUCGGGACUAACAUUGUGGACUGUGGCUCUGCCAAACUGGCUAGCAAAGACUGUACCCCGGAUAAGGUUCAUAUCUAUCCGGUUCGUUUCAGUGGCGGCGAAAUGCGAGAAUUGCGGAUUCAUCCCGACAAUGUGCACCUUGGGUUCAACUCUUUCGCGAUUAGCAGUGGAAAUCUGGGCCAGUUCGCCUACUUUGGUCGUCUGCAGUUCAACGAUUCCUCCGUCGAACCGGGGUACGAUGUCGUCAAGACCACAAGACUGUUUGACCCUAGCUCUGCGCAGCCGAUCGACGCAAACGGUAACCAAUUGAUCUUCAACGAGUCGGCCAUUGCAGUGGGUGAGCUUCGUGGCUUCACCGGCCGUGGCAAGGAAGUCGUUUACGUCGGAAGCCCCGUGGAAUCUUGCAACAUCGACGUGUUCGCCGCCGAUCUGACCACCGGUAAGGUCCGUCGUCUGACCAGCCAUCCGGAAUACGUCGACCCUAUCGAUAUCUCGCCCGACGAUCGCUCCCAGGUCAUCUUGGAUACUCGCGGCACGGGUCGCCAGAUGUUCAUGACCGGCAUGCGUGGCAUUCCACCGAUUAUUGACAUGAUCGUUACCACAGCGGUCUCGUCGACUCGCAACAACGGAGCCAGACGAUUCUUCCUCCCUUGGCUACUCGACCAUGAUGGAGAUCGUGGCGAUUACUUCGGCCAGCAGAUCAAUGCCGGCGGAGACGGAAGUCCAGGAAGCAUCAACGAUCCGAACUGGAAUGCCGCCGCCGACCCGAAAUGGUCGUUUGACGGGACUCGAAUUGCGUAUGCCGAGAAUCUCGUCGUGUCUCCGGCCUGCGGUGGAAAGAACCCUCUUCCUUGUCCCAAGUCAACUGCGCCCGGCGGUCGCGUUACCCGGCUGAUGUUGGCACAUCUGACGAGCCGACAGCCGCUGCAGCUUGAUCCUGUCGAGCCUGUCGCUGACGAAGUUCCCUGGGGUGUGCCGAUCACAGAGAGCAGCAAGCUCCCCGUGCGUCCGUAUCCGGCUCAAGGCAAUUACACGCUGAAGGGCAAGGACUCGGGAACUGCUUCGACGUCGGUCGUGUACGAGGGGGAUCUAGUGAAGACCGUGGCGGUCACUUAUCGAAACUAUUCCGAUGAUGGGAAGAUCGUCAUUGACGGGUCCGAGAAGGUCACUAGAACUCUUGAGCAGGUCACGACCAACAAGAUUGACUGGUUUUCCAACCUCACGUCUACUGGAGAGCAGAAAGCGACCAAGAAGACCAGCCCUGGAGGAUUCCAUUUGGAGGUUGACUCGCUCGCCAAUAUCUUCAAGGCGAAUGGCACGUUGACGACGACGGUGGAUGGAAAGGAGUGGAAGCAGCCUGCCAACGGGACUUGA
This is a messenger RNA of Aspergillus affinis, 2037 nucleotides long. Its product is annotated as saponin hydrolase precursor. The transcript has 3 exons. The coding region runs from base 1 to 2037 and encodes 678 amino acids. Lineage: Eukaryota; Fungi; Ascomycota; Eurotiomycetes; Eurotiales; Aspergillaceae. The record is from RefSeq and is a predicted model, not a curated record.